Messenger RNA from Opisthorchis viverrini, 1435 nucleotides. RefSeq lists its product as hypothetical. The coding region runs from base 176 to 988 and encodes 270 amino acids. The record is from RefSeq and is a predicted model, not a curated record. The transcript has 3 exons. Lineage: Eukaryota; Metazoa; Platyhelminthes; Trematoda; Opisthorchiida; Opisthorchiidae.
UUUGAAAAUCGCAACAGCGCAACCACAGAAUGGAACUGAUCGUAGAAGAAUACGGUAGCGCUGCACCUGAAUUUCUGCCCCCUGUUGAUCAUCAAUCGGGCCCAUUUUACAACACAACUUUUACCCUUCAUUUACACCUGUACAGGUAGUCAUAAACAGCACAUUGUCAGAAAAAAUGACAUUCAAGAAAACCUCACAGAAGUUUGGACAGUGGGCCGAUCCCAAAACAGGUAGCGUCCAUGGCCUUGGCUUCAAUUCAGAAAUGGAACUGACAGAACAUGAAGCCCUCCCACCCACAAUGAACGGUCAUUCACAAACGGUCGCACAAUCCUCUAUCCUGUCAACAAGUCACGGACAACCGAUGGUUGCUGUUCCACCGGGGUCAAUGAAUAGCAUCACCCAUACCGCAAUGCUCAGUCCACCAAUGUCUCUAUCCAGUCCCUUUGGGUCUACUACCCAACCAGACGCCAGUCCGCACUCGGUUUACUUGCCCCAGACCUCCCUCCAGCUUCAACAACAGUUGAAGCAAGCCCAAGCUCAAGUUCGCUUGUUGGAGGCCGAGUUGAACGUGACAAAACUCCAGGUCACCACAACCAUAGGGAGCAACAAUUCCUCUGAGACUGGAACAGUAAGCGAUACCAUGAAAAACCCCGCCCGGUCGACUGUUGAGCCUCCUUCGUUGGAACAGCCGAAUGUAGCUGAAUUGCAAGGUUGCAUAUCGGGACUUGAAUUGAAUGGUAGCCUCAUGAACGGUGCCGGAGAGGAGUGGACGACGACCGAAUUGCCGAGUCCUCCCAAACCGUCCUAUUUCAUCCCCACCCCUCCAACUGCCAGCAAGGGCCGAGGCUUCUGGAUUGAUCACACAAGCGGGGAGACUCUAAGAUCUCUACACACGCGUUUGGGCUACAUACUCCGCGAAGCCGUCGAGCUACAUGCGCGCUUAGGCGCGUUACUUCCUCAUGGAAUUCCCGGCGCCCCACCUGAAUGAAACCGAAGUGCUGGGGAACAUCCCAUACAUGAACUGAAAUUUCGCCUCGCGCUUAUCCCGACAGAUCUCGGUAGCUCAGUCACAGAAUUAUCUGAUCGACUUCACUGCCAGUGUCUGUUUUGUGAGGCGUACAGAGUGUUGCUUUGACCCUGUGAGUGUACCAAGCCUUUCGUUGUACAGUUCAUGCCCAGUUGGACCAAAAUGUCACCUCUGGUUGAUAUGUACAUGGCGCUCACUACUGCUUCUUUGACUUUCUAGUACUCACCUGUCAUCCACUGCACCUAUAACUAACUAACCCCUUAAGCCUACCCAGUUGCAUCUCAAAGCCAGUUAGAUGAAUGGCAUCCAAACCUAUCCCUUGCCAUCUGAACCUUUGCUUAUCUAACUUUUGAUUUUAUGCAUUUUCUUUUUUCAGUCAACUUUGUCGUACCUUUGUAAGAAGAAAAU